AUGAGAUUCUUCAAGAGUGAUCAUGGGUACUUCCAUCGGAUCAUUGGGUACUCAAGACCACCAAAGACCGUUGCGCAUAUCCACGGUCUGGCCAAAACCCAAAACCUGGAGCUCGCUAGACCAGCUUUGGCUGAUCCAAGCUCGCAUUCAUGGCCCGAAUGGGUGGAUUUGAUGGGGAUGCUGGUGAAGAAAGGUUACUUCGGAGAAGGCGUGAAUCCGUUGAUGGGUUCCAAAGAAUCGAAUCAUAUUCGUACUGCCUGUCUCAAUUUUGCUCGCCAUCGUUUCACUCUCGUGAGAUACUUGUCAAAGAAAGAUAUCAAAGUGAUUGCUGGGUGUGGAUGUGCUAGCACUGACAGGAAGGUCGUCAACUCAGGGAAACGUCUAAGAGCUUAUGUGGGCAUUGAUGAAGGAAAUGUGUGUGGCUCUUGCAACUUGAGGGGUAAAUGUGAAAGGGCGUAUGCGCAAGCACGGGAAGAGGAAGGUGCUCGGACUAUAGAUGUCAUGCGCGUACUGCUAACUUACGGGCUUGAUUCUAUUUCUCCCUCUGUGGAGAACCGUGCUUGUCAAACCAAACUUGUUGAAGAUGCUGUGAGAAAUCUGCUGAGAGAAAGCGUAGAGUAUAGCUUAAAUGAUGUUGAAUCUUCUGAGACCGAGAUAGCUCGAGAUGAGCUCCAGGCAAAUUCACAGGACAGUGAUGAGAGAGACCCUCGAAAAAGGCCAGGAGAUUGGCACUGUACAGAAUGCAAAUUCUUGAAUUUUGGGAAAAACAUAAGAUGCUUGCGGUGUGAUGUCUUUUCUGAGGAAAGGCUGAAACAGUUGAAGCAAGAACAGAAAGAUCAUCUCCCUCUGAAGAAAGGAGAUUGGAUAUGCCAAACAUGCAAUUUCCUGAACUUUGCAAAAAACACGAGCUGCUUAAGGUGCAAAGACAAGCCUUCAAUGCGUCAAAUCAAUCCGGGAGAGUGGGAAUGCGAGUCGUGCAAUUACAUCAAUUUUAGAAGAAACUCGAUAUGUUUGAAGUGUGAUCACAAGAGACAAAAGGCUGCAAACGUCACACCGGAUUCAAAGAGGGUUGGUGAUCGUAACAGCGGAGUUUCAAAGACGUGGAAUUUUGUAGAAGAAGAGAGUGGAAAACGAUUCAAUGUAGACGAAGAAGAAGAAGAAGAUGGCUUCAUGAGAUUCCCAGUGGAAGGAGGGAGAAGUAGUGUUUCAAGGAGUGCAGAAAAGAGAGAGCAGUGGAAGUUGGAGAUGAAACAGAGGAUGAGAAGCAAUGGGACUGUAAAGAAAAAAGAAGACGAUAAGGAGGAGGAAACAGAGUCAAGAAGAUGUUAUGAUCGGAGAAAGAUUGAGCUUCUUGGUAACAGUAGUGUUGAUGGAGAGAUGGAUGAUUGGUUUGUCUCAAACUAAGAUACAAUCUAUUUGGUUCUACUGUCUUCUUUUUCUUUGAAUGGUUUGAUUUUUUUGCGGUGAAAAUCUGAAACGUUGGACGCCAAUGCUGAAUCGCGUUUGCGUUUGAUAAUUUUUAGUUGUAAUUCAAAUUUAGUGGCCAUUAGACGUCUACCAUAGAGGAGGA
Eutrema salsugineum is the source of this 1570-nucleotide messenger RNA. RefSeq names its product zinc finger protein VAR3, chloroplastic. NCBI's taxonomy places the organism in Eukaryota, Viridiplantae, Streptophyta, Magnoliopsida, Brassicales, Brassicaceae. The record is from RefSeq and is a predicted model, not a curated record. Gene Ontology annotation, molecular function: mRNA binding. The transcript has 6 exons. Bases 1 to 1404 code for a protein of 467 amino acids. Gene Ontology annotation, cellular component: cytoplasm.